Molecule: messenger RNA, 1563 nt
Organism: Didymella exigua CBS 183.55
Lineage: Eukaryota; Fungi; Ascomycota; Dothideomycetes; Pleosporales; Didymellaceae
Product: MFS general substrate transporter
Exons: 2
Coding region: 1-1563 (520 amino acids)
Biological process (GO): transmembrane transport
Cellular component (GO): membrane
Molecular function (GO): transmembrane transporter activity
Source: RefSeq, a predicted model, not a curated record
AUGGCCGAAUCGAAGGAGGGUCAGGAGGAUUCCCCUCCACAAUCAAGGGAGGGCUACAGCGCAUCUGAGAUCGAAAGACUGGGACGAGAGCGCCCUGCAGUUUUCAGUUCGAUAUGGGUUGAGCUGGGCUUCUGUGUUGCUCUCCUCGGAUCGAUGUUCGUUGCCGAGUACCUUAUCUCUGGCUUCAACAUCCUGCUGCCAUCGUUGAUUCCAGCUCUCAACAUUCCAAAGCAAGCAGAGACAUGGCCCGCCAGUGUCUUCUCCCUCGUCACUGGUGCUUUCCUGCUACCAGCCGGGCGACUAGCUGACAUGUAUGGAGGAUACAUCGUCUUCGUCAGUGGAUUCGUCUGGCUCCUGGUCUGGACCAUCAUCGCAGGGUUCAGCCAGAAUUACAUUAUGCUCAUCUUCUGUCGAGCACUGCAAGGCUUCGGUCCUGCAGCAUUUCUGCCAUCUGGGAUCAUGCUUCUGGGGAGCAUUUACCGUCCGGGACCGAGAAAGAACCUCGUCUUCAGUCUGUACGGCGCCUUUGCCCCUGUUGGCUUCUUCACCGGUAUUUUCUUUGCUGGCGUUUCAGCCCAGUUCACAACAUGGCGAUGGUUUUUCUGGAUCGGAGCUAUCAUCCUCGCCAUCAUCGGUGUAGUGGCAUACUUCUGCGUACCGAACAGGCCCGAAGACAAGCAUGGCAAGGGCGUCAAGAUGGACUGGUGGGGCUUGGUGACGGUUGCGCCAGGUCUUGUCCUUGUCAUCUUUGCCCUCACAGACGGUAGUCAUGCACCGCAGGGGUGGGCAACACCCUACAUCCCUGCUACCUUCAUCGUCGGCUGGCUCUUCUUGGGGGCCUUCAUCUACAUCGAGGGCUGGGUCGCUGAGCAACCAUUGCUCCCGGGCGACAUGUUCCAGGUCAAGGGCAUGAAGUGGCUUGCAACAGCUCUCUUCUUCCAGUACGGCACGUUCGGCAUUUUCCUCUUCUAUGCCUCUUUCUACAUUGAGGAAGUCGUGGGCGCCAGUCCGCUUCUCACUGCUGCCUGGUUCGCACCCAUGUGUGUCGGUGGCCUCGUCCUCGUCACCGUCGGUGGCCUUGUUCUUCACCUCCUUCCUGGACGCAUUCUCCUUCUCAUCAGCGGUACCGCAUACAUCCUCUGCACCCUCUUGUUCGCCAUUCUCCCCGUCCACUUCAGCUACUGGGCCUACAUCUUCCCGGCCAUGCUCUGCGCCACGCUCGGAAUUGACAUCACAUACAACGUCAGCAACAUCUUUCUCACAACCUCGAUGCCCAAAAACCGUCAGGGCCUUGCAGGGGCCUUCAUGAACAGUCUGCUGUUCCUCGGCAUCGCCGUCUUCCUGAGUUUUGCAGACUUGGCCGUGAGCGAAACGGAAGAAAGGGGUCCGCGAGAGAGCUACAAGAUUGCGUUCUGGUUGGCGACCGCGCUUUCGAGCGCUGGUCUCAUUCUCAUGUUCUUGGGUGUCAGAAUUGGCAAGGCCUCGAGCGACUUGACUGUCGAAGAGAGGCUGGAAUUGGAGAACGAGCUGGUGAGGAGGAACACGAACGCGAGCGCGCAGUAG